UCUCCAGCCCUGCCGGCACAAACCUCCCCGGCAGCGAGAGUGAAACUGGACUAUCUUGCAAAAACACUUUGAGCAAACAGCGCUCAAUGGAAAGCAUCUGAUAAGAGCAGCUGCACUCCUGGUGGCUCAGGCAAGACGACUCCGGUGCCCCAUUAGGACUGCGGCUCCCUCGGGGCCGUGCCACCUCCGCUCUCCGGGGACACACCAUGUCCACCACCAUCUGCCAGGUGAUGGGGUUCCUCGUGUCACUACUGGGCAUUGGGGGGACCAUCAUGGCCACGGCCAUGGACACGUGGAGCACGCAGGACCUGUACGACAACCCGGUCACGGCUGUGUUCCAGUACCAGGGGCUGUGGAGGAGCUGUGUGCGGCAGAGCUCCGGCUUCACGGAGUGUCGGCCGUAUUUCACUAUCCUUGGGCUGCCAGCGAUGUUCCAGGCUGUGAGGGCCCUCAUGAUCGUGGGGAUCGUCCUGGGAAUCCUUGGUCUCCUUGUGUGCAUUUUUGCUCUGAAAUGCAUCCGGAUUGGCAGCAUGGAGGAUACUGCCAAAGCCAACAUGACCCUGACCUCUGGCAUCAUGUUCAUUGUUGCUGGCUUGUGUGCCAUCACUGGAGUGUCUGUGUUUGCCAACAUGCUGGUCACAAACUUCUGGAUGUCCACCACCAACAUGUACCAGGGAAUGCAGAACGUCCAGAACAGGUACACCUUUGGCUCAGCCCUCUUCGUCGGAUGGGUGGCGGGGGGCCUGGCCCUCGUGGGAGGCAUCAUGAUGUGCCUUGCUUGCAAAGGGCUCAUCCCAGAAGAAUCCCGCUACAAAGCCGUGUCCUACAACGCCUCGGGCAGGAACAUCUCCUACAGGACAGGGCCCUACAAGGUUGGCUCGGGCUACGAAGCUGACCCAAAGACCAGGAAGGGUGCAGGAUAUGAAGAAGCUCCUCGAAAUGAGGAUGUGAGACGCUCGUACCCUGCGAAAUAUGAUUAUGUCUAGCAGACCUUCUGGCCUUGAGUUGUGCUAUCAGAUAUUUUUAACUUCACAAGCAAAAAGUGCAGCAAACCAAGCAGUCUGUAAAUGGGAUUGUGUUUUCUAGCAAGUUUUCUCUACUCUGAGGUUGCAUCUUUGUUGUGAACAUCAGUUUUACUCAACUGCCCGUUAGUAUUAACAGCACCGGGAGGUCUGUGACCAAAGUAAGACCCUGUGGUGCUCUCAGAGUGGAACAUUUUGCUCCUAUUUUCUGUAUAAACAGAUAUACAGGA
Molecule: messenger RNA, 1252 nt
Organism: Cyanistes caeruleus (blue tit)
Lineage: Eukaryota; Metazoa; Chordata; Aves; Passeriformes; Paridae
Gene: CLDN18
Product: claudin 18
Cellular component (GO): bicellular tight junction; membrane
Molecular function (GO): structural molecule activity
Source: RefSeq, a predicted model, not a curated record